GUCACUUCCGAGCUGCGAGCGGCGACCAAUAUAAGCAGACAGACGAUGAGGGAAUUCAAUUGCAAUUCGUGUAAUUGAAUACCCAAUUCAUGAAAUAAAAGAACGCAUUCCCUUUCGUCGCUGAUACACCAGGUGUUUUAUCCAAGGAGCUUUCUUCUGUGGCAUUAGCAUUCUUCUGUGGAGUGUUCAUCUGUGGAGUGUUCAUCUGUGGAGUGUUCUUCUGUGGAGUGUUCAUCUGUGGAGUGUUCUUCGGUGGAGCAUUCUUCUUAUGUAAUAGGUUUCAGAGGGAGUAAGGUGUUGCUGCCAUUGUCAUCAGAUAAACACACAAGGGCAGAGGAAGAAGGACCAGGAAAUGAAUACCUUGCCCUGUCAGUGGCAGCAGGAUUCAUUCUCUCUCCAACCAUUCACACCUCAGACUUAGAGGAGCUGUCCUGGUGAUAAACUACCUGCUCAGAGCAUAAACCCUGGGACCCUACCUUGGGUUCUAAAGUUAAAUAACUUAUCCCCCCCCACACACACACACACACACACACACACACACACACACACACACACACACACACACACACACACACCCAGUCAGGAUGAAGCUGAAAGAGGACCUGAACCCAGUGCUGCUGCUGCUCUUCCAGGUGACGGUGUGGCUGUACUCUGUCCUAGCCUUCCUCCCCUCCUACCUCUUCAGCUCUGUGUCAGAAUCAGAUGCAGGCCUCGGCUCAGAACAGGAACGGGCUCAGAGACUCAAGGCCCAGUCUGUGACGGGUCGCCCCGCGGGGCCCUACAGGGCCAUGGGCGCCACCAAGAGGCUGGUGUCGUCCCUGCACCCCGGGGUAGACACACUGGAUAAGGUGUUUGAGGAUGCAUCCAGAAGGUUCCCUGACAGAGACUGCCUGGGCACCAGAGAGGUGGUCAUGGAGGAGGAUGAGAGGCAGAACAACGGAAAGGUCUUCAAGAAGGUGAUCCUGGGGCAGUACCGCUGGCUGUCCUAUGCUGAGACCCACAAGGCAGCAGCACGCUUUGGCAGUGGUCUUGCAGCGCUGGGCCAGAGGGCCCACACCAACAUUGCCAUCUUCUGUGAGACCAGGGCCGAGUGGGUCAUAGCCGCACAGGCGUGCUUCAUGCAAAACUUCCCAUUGGUCACUCUGUACUCUACCCUGGGGGGUCCGGCCAUUACUCACGGUCUGAACGAGACAGAGGUUAGUCACAUCAUCACCAGCAGAGAGCUACUGGAGACCAGACUCAAGUUCAUCCUGCUGGAGGUGCCCAGGCUGCAGCACAUCAUUGUGGUGGAUGACACGCCCACCAAGUGGCCUGGUUACCCACGAGGCAUCAGUGUCCACAACAUGGCUACUGUUCAGGAGCUGGGGACCAAGCUUGAGAAUGUGUCUCGUGGGCGUAAACAGCCCAUGCCCUCUGACAUCGCUGUCAUCAUGUACACCAGCGGCUCCACUGGCGUACCCAAGGGCGUCAUGAUCUCCCAUAGCAACAUCAUUGCUGGCAUCACUGGCAUGGCAGAAAGGAUACCCAACCUGGGUGAGAAUGACACCUACAUCGGGUACCUCCCCCUGGCCCAUGUGUUGGAGCUGAGUGCAGAGCUGGUGUGUGUGGCUCAUGGCUGCAGGAUCGGCUACUCCUCCCCCCAGACGCUAGCGGACCAGUCAACAAAGAUUAAAAAGGGCAGUAAAGGAGACACCAGUGUUCUGCAGCCUACUCUAAUGGCAGCUGUGCCGGAGAUUAUGGAUCGUAUCUAUAAGAAUGUGAUGACCAAGGUGGAGGAGAUGAGCAGUGCUCAGAGGACUCUGUUCACUCUGGCCUACAACUACAAGCUGGAGCAGCUCUCCCAAGGACGCAGCACGCCACUGUGUGACAACCUAGUGUUUAAGAAGGUUCGGUCCCUCUUGGGGGGAAAGACCAGGGUGCUGCUGUCGGGCGGGGCACCCCUCUCUGCCGCCACCCAGCGCUUCAUGAACGUGUGCUUCUGUUGCCCCGUGGGCCAGGGCUACGGCCUCACCGAGACCUGCGGCGCUGGCACCAUCAGCGAGAUGUGGGACUACAGCACAGGGCGAGUUGGAGGACCGCUCAUUUGUUCUGAAAUCAAGCUCAAGGAUUGGGUGGAGGGUGGCUACCACAGCACAGACACACCCAACCCACAAGGUGAGAUCCUGAUUGGCGGGCCCAACGUAACCAUGGGUUACUACAAGAAUGAGGCCAAGAACCAGGACUUCUUUGUGGAUGACAAUGGCCAGCGCUGGUUCUGUACGGGAGACAUAGGAGAGGUCCAUCCUGAUGGAUGCCUCAAGAUCAUUGAUCGUAAGAAGGACCUGGUUAAGCUCCAGGCAGGAGAGUAUGUGUCUCUGGGGAAGGUGGAGGCCAUGCUGAAGAACUGCCCCCUUAUAGACAACAUCUGUGCCUACGCCAACAGUGAAGAGAUGUACGUGAUUGGCUUUGUGGUGCCCAAUCAGAAGCAUCUGCUGUCUCUAGCGGAGCAGUAUUGUAUUCGGGGCUCGUGGGAGGAGCUGUGUAACAAUGCUGCCAUGGAGGGGGUGGUCCUGCAGGUCAUCACUGAGGCUGCCCUAUCAGCCCAGCUGGAGCGGUUUGAGAUCCCCCGUAAGAUCCGUCUGAGCCCCGACCCCUGGACCCCCGAGACGGGCCUGGUGACCGACGCCUUCAAGCUCAAACGCCAGCAGCUGAAGAGUAAGUACCAGGACGACAUCGAGAGAAUGUACGGCGGGAAGUAGGACCAGACCAGAACCUCUCCAUGCACAGAUCCAGCAUCUGCCUCCAAGCUUUUAGCUCCAUCCUCCUAUCCCCACCAGACCCCCAUCCCGGACGAGCCCCCAGAAGCACUCAAUUUACUUGAAUCUACUUUGUUCUAAUGAGACCAAAAAAGAUAGAGGGAGAGAAAUAGAUAAACAGAUUGAGAAAGAUAGAGUGAGAGAAAUAGAUAAACAGAUUGAGAAAGGUAGAGGGAGAGAAAUAGAUAAACAGAUUGAGAAAGGUAGAGGGAGAGAAAUAGAUAAACAGAUUGAGAAAGGUAGAGGGAGAGAAAUAGAAAAACAGAUUGAGAAAGAUAGAGGGAGAGAAAUAGCGAUAUCAGAAAGAGGAGGCUGUGUUGCAAUAUUUCUACUGUUCCUUCAUUCGAUUAAAUGGCUUUGCUUAAAAAUGUGAAUCAAUAGACAAUAAAUAAAGCCCUGAAGACUGUUAGAGAGAAGGAUUAGUUAGGAAAGAGUAAGUAAAGAGUGUUGUUGGAACACCCUAAUAUCUCCAUGUUCAUUCCACUUCUUGCCCAUGUUCAUUCCACUUCUUGCCCAUGUUCAUUCCACUUCUUGCCCAUGUUCAUUUCACUUCUUGCCCAUGUUCAUUCCACUUCUUGCCUAUGUUCAUUCCACUUCUUGCCCAUGUUCAUUCCACUUCUUGCCCAUGUUCAUUUCACUUCUUGCCCAUGUUCAUUCCACUUCUUGCCUAUGUUCAUUCCACUUCUUGCCCAUGUUCAUUCCACUUCUUGCCCAUGUUCAUUCCACUUCUUGCCCAUGUUCAUUCCACUUCUUGCCCAUGUUCAUACACUUCUUGCCCAUGUUCAUACACUUCUUGCCUAUGUUCAUUCCACUUCUUGCCCAUGUUCAUUCCACUUUUUGCCCAUGUUCAUACACUUCUUGCCCAUGUUCAUUCCACUUCUUGCCCAUGUUCAUACACUUCUUGCCCAUGUUCAUUCCACUUCUUGCCCAUGUUCAUACACUUCUUGCCCAUGUUCAUACACUUCUUGCCCAUGUUCAUUCCACUUCUUGCCCAUGUUCAUUCCACUUCUUGCCCAUGUUCAUUCCACUUCUUGCCCAUGUUCAUUCCACUUCUUGCCCAUGUUCAUUUGCCCAUGUUAUUCCACUUCUUGCCCAUGUUCAUUCCACUUCUUGCCCAUGUUCAUUCCACUUCUUGCCCUCUUUGGAGAUGGUUUUCCUCCAGAUGUGAGUUGUGAAACAGGACAGAUAAGGUCAUGUUGCCUGUUGAUCUCUCUCUCUCUCUCUGUGCGUGCGACAAGGACAAGAACUGGAGGAGAAACAGCACAUUUUCCGUUGCCUGUUGAGCUCAUGUCUGGUCGUGGUCCCAUGUGGCUCAGUUGGUACAGCAUGGCAUAUGCCUGGAUUGUGGGUUUGAUUCCAACGGGGGACCAGUACCAAUGAAAUGUAUGCACUCACUACUACUAAGUCGCUCUGGAUAAAAUCGUCUGCUAAAUGACUAGUGAGUGUUGUUCACCGUUCACAAGCUCAGGUUGGUUGGAAAACGUUGUUUUAACACCAAUGCCCUUCUGUCUGAGGGUGUCAGGAAUGCUAAGCCAUGAGAGCCUGCAGAGUGUAAGUACCAUUAACAUUGCAAUUAAUAGCUGUUAUUUAAUUAUUUGUUUUUCUCCUUUAAUUCUGUGAUUCUGUCCACAUUAGUCUAGAGUCCUCAUUGGCUGAUUCUCUCUACAAGUUACAAAUCCAGGGCUCCUCGUUGGCUAUUUCUCAGCCCUGUUCCUGAAGCCAGGUUUUUCAAUUGCUUAUUCUCUGGUUUAUUUCAGAACCUAGUUCUGCCCAGAGACUAGCCUUAUUUCCUGCAGGGCAGGAAGCAACUAGCUGUCGUCGUUUAUUUUUGUUGUGGUUGUUCUGUUUAGUUGAUCCUGUUUCUCCUGCUUAGUGAGGCUUUAGCACUGUGAUUUCUAUUAGAUUCCCAUCUGCCCAUCUGAUCCUACAGGCACAAAGUCAACAGAAAGUUCCGAGAGACUAAGACAAUGACUUUAUUGUGCCCAUGGGGAAAUGUGUGUUGUGGCUUGGGCAGGGAAAUGUUGAGUCUCUGCACCUAGAAAAAAAAACUUUCAAGGUGAAUAUACACGACAUGGACAAAAGUAUGUGGACACCUGCUCGUCGAACAUCUCUUUCCAAAAUCAUGGGCAUUAAUAUGGAGUUGGUCCCCCCGUUUACUGGAAGGCUUUCCACUAGAUGUUGGAACAUUCAUGCUCGGACUUGCUUCCAUUCAGCCACAAGAGCAUUACUGAGGUCGGAACUGAUGUUGGGCGAUUAGGCCUAGCUAGUAGUCGGCAUACCAAUUCACCACAAUGGUGUUCAAUGGGCUCUGUGCAGGCCAGUCAAGUUCUUCCACACCAUUCUUGACAAACCAUUUCUGUAUGGACCUCGCCUUGUGCAGGGGGGCAAUGUCAUGCUGAAACAGGAAAGGGCCUUCCCCAAACUGUUGCCACAAAAUUGGAACCACAGAAUUGUCUAGAAUGUCAUUGUAAGCUGUAGUGUAAAGAUUUCCCUUCACUGGAACUAAGGGGCCUGGCCUGAACCAUGAAAAACAGCCCCAGACCAUUAUUCCUCCCUCCACCAUUGGCAACUCUAGCAGGCCAGAUAUUUGACGACCUGACUUGUUGGAAAGGUGGCAUAUCUAUCACGGUGCCACGUUGAAAAUCACUGAGCUGGGCCAUUCUACUGCCAAUGUUUGUCUAUGGAGAUUGCAUGGCUGUGUGCUCAAUUUUAUAAUUGAAUAUAUAUAUGUGGCUGAAAUAGCCGAAUCCACUAAUUUGAAGGGGUGACAACAUACUUUUUCCCAUGUAGUGUAUGUAUUUCAGAACUAUUCCCUUGCCAUUUCUGUCAUUAAUACAAUUGUUAUUAUUUAUGAUAAUGCCAAUUAAUAAUACUCUUGUCUUAAUCAUAAUGUUUGUAAGAAAUAUGUAGAUUGGUGAAUACCAUUUUCUUUCAGUGGUAGAAAACAUAUUUGUACUCUGUUAUAGGUGUGCACUUACGUGAACCACACAUUCACUAAUGUCAGAGCUGUCGUUCUAGAACCACUGCCAUGCUUGGAGUAAAACAGUAUGCCAUAUGAUAAUAUAACAUUUUGAUCAAACUAAGGUGGGAUUACUUGGCCGACGGCAAGAAGAGAUGCACACCAAACACUUCCGUACAACAGUUGAGAAUUUAAAGAUUAUAGUUAAGAGCACAGCUUCAGCAUUUAUUUGUGUGUGUGUGUGUGUGUGUGUGUUGUGUGUGUUGUGUGUGUGUGUGUGUGUGCUCUCUCUCUCGUACCUAAAUGGUACAAACAUUGCUCUGUAGAACAUCAUUCCACACAUGACACCUGUUGCCUUCUCUUCUGAUUUCAAGUGGAUAACUACAUAUAGGAAAUAUUUUAAUAACAAUGCUGUACACAGUAUUGAAAUAUAUAGUUUCUUGACAGUAUGUGUUACUGUAACCCAGAACAGGCAUUUCGGAUGUUUUCCUGUAUACUGUACACACAGUAUAUGAGGGGCAGUGAUCACUGAAAAAGGAAUAUGUUAAAUCUAUAUAAUCUAUAAUCUAUAUAAUAUAGACCCGUUUUGGAAAUCCUCUCCCUGUUUGUCUGGGGAAUCUGCCUUGUAACAUAAGUGCAUCAAUUGUAUUUAUAAGUAAUUUGCCUUGGAAUUGAUUACAUGAAGAAAUAAAUAAAGAUUGUGUUUGGUCUA
Molecule: messenger RNA, 6466 nt
Organism: Oncorhynchus nerka (sockeye salmon)
Lineage: Eukaryota; Metazoa; Chordata; Actinopteri; Salmoniformes; Salmonidae
Product: fatty acid CoA ligase Acsl3-like
Exons: 16
Coding region: 585-2738 (717 amino acids)
Biological process (GO): long-chain fatty-acyl-CoA metabolic process; neuron differentiation; long-chain fatty acid metabolic process
Cellular component (GO): plasma membrane; endoplasmic reticulum; lipid droplet
Molecular function (GO): long-chain fatty acid-CoA ligase activity
Source: RefSeq, a predicted model, not a curated record